AUGUUAUUUUUGGUAUUUCUGACUUUAUUGAAUUUUUGCCACGCUUUGGUUUUGCCAGAAGAGGUUAGACCUGCAAGUUUGAUAACUCCGAACUCAGAAGUAAUUCCUUAUAACUAUAUCGUAGUGUUUAAUGAAGGUGUGACACAAAAUGAAAUUUCUUUGCAUAUUGAAACAAUGAGUCAAUUACAAUUACAAUCUGUUACUGAUCUACCUUAUGAUCAUGAAUUUUUUACAAUCUCUACUUCUUCAGAUGUUAAUUCAAAUGGUUUACUAGGUGGUGUACGUGACAUGUUCAAAAUUGGUAAUGAUUUACAUGGUUAUACCGGUAUGUUUACCGAUGAAGUUGUCGAAUUUUUACGUCUAUCACCAUUGGUAAAAUUUAUUGAACGCGAUUCAAUGGUACACACUACUGAAGCUACUACCCAAUAUAAUGCACCAUGGGGUUUGGCUCGUAUUUCCCACAGAAGUCGUCUAAACUUAUCUACUUUCAACAAGUAUCUAUAUGAUGAUUUAGGCGGCAAAGGUGUAAAAGCAUAUGUUAUUGACACUGGUAUUAAUAUUACAAACGUUGAUUUCGGUGGAAGAGCAUAUUGGGGGAAAACUAUCCCAGCAGGUGAGGCAAAUGUUGACGGUAAUGGUCACGGUACCCAUGUUGCAGGUACUAUUGCUUCAAUUCAUUAUGGUGUUGCAAAGCAAGUUAAAGUCUAUGCAGUUAAGGUUUUAAGAUCAAAUGGUGCUGGUUCCAUGUCAGAUGUCUUGAAAGGUGUCGAAUACGUUGUAGGUGCCCACCAGAGAGAUGUAGGUACCGCAGGUUUCAAGGGUUCUGUUGCAAAUAUGUCCUUAGGUGGUGGUAAAUCUCGUUCUUUAGACUUAGCCGUCAAUGCUGCUGUUGGGGCUGGUGUCCAUUUUGCUGUUGCUGCAGGUAACGAAAACCAAGAUGCAUGUAAUACUUCCCCAGCAGCGGCUGAAAGAGCAAUCACGGUGGGUGCAUCUACACUAAGUGACAGUAGAGCUUAUUUUUCAAACUGGGGACAAUGUGUUAGUAUCUUUGCACCAGGUUUAAACAUUUUAUCCACCUAUAUUGGUAGCCCAGAUGCAACCGCAACUUUAUCAGGUACCUCUAUGGCCUCCCCUCAUAUUGCUGGUCUUGUAGCAUAUUUCUUAUCUUUACAACCUGCUGUAAAGAGUCAAUUCUACAGUCAAGGUCAAGCUACUGCAAUUACUCCGGAUCAAUUAAAGAAAAAAAUAGUAGCUUUCGGUACUAAGAAUGCUUUACGUGACUUACCUGCCAAUACUCCAAAUGUAAUUGCGUACAACGGUGCAGGGAAAAGUUUGGAAGAUUUUUGGAAUGCAAAUGACUAUGUUAAGAAUUAUCAAUCUCUAGUCAUCACAGAACAACUUCAAUUCAUUUUGAACAAAAUGAAUAUUUUUUAA
Molecule: messenger RNA, 1434 nt
Organism: Vanderwaltozyma polyspora DSM 70294
Lineage: Eukaryota; Fungi; Ascomycota; Saccharomycetes; Saccharomycetales; Saccharomycetaceae
Product: S8 family peptidase
Exons: 1
Coding region: 1-1434 (477 amino acids)
Biological process (GO): proteolysis
Molecular function (GO): serine-type endopeptidase activity
Source: RefSeq, a predicted model, not a curated record